Molecule: messenger RNA, 9855 nt
Organism: Spea bombifrons (plains spadefoot toad)
Lineage: Eukaryota; Metazoa; Chordata; Amphibia; Anura; Pelobatidae
Gene: ANKRD11
Product: ankyrin repeat domain containing 11
Exons: 13
Coding region: 450-8927 (2825 amino acids)
Biological process (GO): anatomical structure morphogenesis
Cellular component (GO): nucleus
Molecular function (GO): protein binding
Source: RefSeq, a predicted model, not a curated record
UUUUUUUAAUCGUCGGGCUAGGUCCCCUCAGUCGGCCUGUUAUACUGUCGUACAUAGUAUCGCUCCUUGGGUUUUUCCGUUCCCCUCCCCCCGCGCUUCCACCGGUUACCGGAGGAGGGGAGGAGGGGGAGGCAGGCCGCGGCAGCCGCGCUGAGCUCCAUGCUUAAGUUCGCGGCUUUCCCUCCCUCCCUCCUCCUCCUCCUCACCGGCCCCUCCAGCUCUGAGCUCAGUGGGAGGCAGCAUCUAGGGAUCCGGGAUUAAGGACUAGCAGAGACCCGGCCACCGUGGAGCGGAACAACCUCGAGUCUUCAUAGCCGCAGUUCUGGGGGAGAGAGAGAAACUCUGGAUUUCAUAUGAAAAUAGCUCAAGGCAUCUUUCCACUAUGGAGUCGACUGUUGAUGACGAAGCGAUAGGGGCAUAAAUGAAGGCCAAGUAAGGAAGGCAAAACGAUGCCCAAGGGUGGGUGUUCUAAAACACCACAGCCAGAAGAAUUGUCUCUCAGUUACGACAUGGUGGAGAAACAAACCGGGAAAAAGGAUAAAGAUAAAGUUUCCCUAACGAAGACUCCGAAAUUGGAUCGAAGCGAUGGAGGGAAAGAGGUGAAGGAGAGAAAUACGAAAAGAAAACUGCCUUUCUCAGUUGGAACAAAUGGGGAUCAAAAAGACUCCGACACAGAAAAGCAGGGCCCGGAAAGGAAGAGAAUCAAGAAAGAGCCGGCCAACCGCAAAUCUGGCUUGCUUUUUGGGAUCGGCCUCCCUGGGAUCCGGGCUGGUUACCCGCUGUCGGAGCGGCAGCAAGUGGCUUUGCUUAUGCAGAUGACGGCCGAAGAAUCGGCCAACAGCCCAGUUGACACCACACCAAAGCAUCAGUCUCAGUCUGCAGCUGGUCAAAAGGGGACUCCCAACUCCGCGUCCAAAACCAAAGAUAAAGUAAACAAGCGGAACGAACGGGGAGAAACCCGCCUUCACCGGGCUGCGAUCAGGGGAGACGCGCGGAGAAUAAAAGAGUUAAUCAACGAGGGAGCCGAUGUUAACGUGAAAGACUUCGCAGGGUGGACGGCAUUGCAUGAAGCCUGUAACAGAGGUUACUACGAUGUUGCAAAACAGCUCCUUGCCGCGGGUGCGGAAGUGAACACCAAGGGUUUGGAUGAUGACACGCCGCUGCAUGAUGCGUCCAACAAUGGCCAUUUUAAAGUUGUAAAGCUACUCUUACGAUAUGGAGGAAAUCCUCAUCAAAGUAACAGGAAGGGGGAGACCCCUCUAAAAGUGGCUAAUUCGCCCACAAUGGUGAAUCUCCUCCUGGGAAAGGGGACGUACACGUCUAGCGAGGAAAGUUUAACAGAAAGCUCAGAAGAGGAGGACGCACCAUCCUUUGCACCUUCCAGCUCGGUGGACGGCAAUAACACAGACUCCGAAUUUGAAAAGGGCUCCAAACACAAAAGCAAGCAUCAGGAACCUCCUAAGGCGACCACGCCGGUGAAAGAUGAAUACGAGUUUGAUGAGGAUGACGAGGAAGACCGCGUCCCACCCGUCGACGACAAACACUUGUUAAAAAAAGAGUUCCGAAAGGAGGCUAAGAUGAACAGCUUUAUUGCCAUCCCUAAAAUGGAAGUGAAAACCUACGCUAAAAAUUCGACUGCACCAAAGAAAGCUGCUCGCCGGAUCCUGUCCGAUACCUCCGACGAAGAGGACAAUUCCGUCUCGGUCGGCGGUAGCGAUAAACUCCGGCUGACUGCUCACCCGGUCCUACCGAGCAAUAAAACCAGAGAGCAGCCUGUAGCAAAACAUAAAGAGAAAAGCAAGGUGAAAAAGAAGCGGAAGAAAGAUACAAAAAAUAAGGAAGUGCGGUUUGGAAAGAAAAAUGACAUUUUCUGCACCUCGGAGUCGGAAAGUGAGAACUUUAAUAGCGAUGUAGAGAACGAUAGACUUUCUUUAGAAAGCUCAAACUGUGUAAAGGACUCUGCCUUAGUGUUCAAAGAAAUUUCCUUGGUCAGUUCGUUGUCGGCAUCAUCUGCCUCUUCUCAAGGGAGUCUGACGUCCCUGAAACACAACGCCAACAUCCCAGACCAGCACGCCAAGCACUGGCGGACGGACAAUUGGAAAACUGUUUCUUCGCCGACCUGGUCGGAUGUGAGCUCGUUGUCGGACUCCACGAGGACGCGGCUGACCAGCGAGUCCGAUUAUACUUCCGAGGGUUCCAGUUUGGAAUCCGUCAAACAGAUUAAGAAGAAGGCGGAACACAAAAAGAAAAGCAGCGCGCGCAACAGCAUAUACGAGAAGAACUCGUUCCACCUGCGGGUCGAAGGGGCCGUCCCAAAACUAGAUAAAGAGGGCAAAGUGGUGAAAAAACACAAAACAAAACACAAACACAAAAGUAAAGACCGAGAGAAAGGGCAAUGUCAGAGCGGGCAGGACGUUAAGGUUCUGAAGAGUUUUUCUUUUGACUAUGACGACUCGAAGCAAAAAUCUGACAAACCAAUCAUUCUGGAGGCCGAUGUCCCCGAUAGGUUAAAAGUAUUAAAACAUGAACAAGACCAUCUCAGGAAAGAGGACAAACUGUCCAAGAUAAAACUAGAAGAAAAGGAAUGGGCGUUCAGGGACGAUUCAGGGAAGGCUUUCAAAGAAGAAAAAUCAUCAAAGAAGGCAAAAGAUGGGAAAGAUUCCAUCAAGAACGUCAAGGAAGAUAGAGAGAGGUCUGGCAAAACCGAGCGAGAAAAGACGGUAAAAGAAAAAUCCCCCAAAGAAGAGAAACCCAAAACUCACAAGGAAGAGAAAAAGAAGAAAAACAAAGACAAAGCGUCAAAAUCUGAAAAGAAAAGCGACAUCAAAGAGGAGAAAACUUCAAAAAAUGACAAGGAGAAAAGUUUUAAGGAGGAAAAGGAGAAAGCCAAAAAAGACAAACCGCACAAAGAAGAACCAGCCUAUGAAGAGUUCAAUAAUAAAAGCAAGUUUCUGGACACCGAGGAGACAAAAUACAGCGUCUCCGAGGAUGGGCAAGAUUUGUGGAUGUCUGAAAUGUCAUCAGAUGCUUCGUUUGACUUCAAGGAAGAUGAUAGCUGGGAUUCCCCUCUAGAGUACCGGGAGACCAAAGGCGAUUCCAUCGCUAAACUGAUUGUGGAAACGGUCAAGGAGGAAACAAAAGAAUCCAAAAGUAAAGAUAAGAGGGACUGUGGAGAGAAACAAACUGAUAAAGAAACUGUUAUAAAGAAGAAAGAUAAAGAACCUUCUGACAAGACCUCAGACAAAAAGAAAGAUGGGGACAAGCACAAGGCCACCCCGACAUACACCACAGAAAAAGAAAAGAAACGGAAAGACUCCAUGGAUUGUGUAAAGAACCGCAAGGAAAAAGAUAACACCGACGGUACGAGGAGGGAUUCUCUGGGGAGCAAAGAACGCAGAGACAGUAAAGUAAAGCUAGAGGAGCAGUACAAAGACGAUCUGAACGACUGCGGCAGCGAACCGUUCUUUAAAGACAAAACGGAAGCCGAGUCUGUUCCUAAGAACAGCGAGACGCGGGAAAGGCAUCAUUCCGGUAAAGAGAGAGACAAGAGAGAAAACACUGAGAAAAAAGAAAAGCCCAAGGCGGAAAAACAUCGGGACAAGUCAAAAGACUCCGAGAGAGAGAAACCGGAAAAAGCCUCGUCUGAAAGAAGCCAAAAAGAUAAGGAAGGAGACAAAUAUUCCAGAGAGAAAAAAGAAUCCAAGGAAAAAUACAAAGACUCCAAAGAGAGGAAAAGCUCAUCGGAACAGAAAACAGAGAAGAGAGAGAAAAAUGUCGUUGCCGAGAGGGAUUUUGUUGACAAGCGUGAAGAAAAGAAAGCAAGAGGGAAGAAUUGGUAUAACAUCGCAGACAUCUUCACAGACGAGAGCGAAGACGAGGAAGAGCGUUACUUGUCCGGCUUUAAAAUGACAGAGGCGUAUGGGAACGAAUUGCACAGAAUGGACAGUUACGAGAGAGAGCCGGUAGCCCCCGAAAAAGAGGCUUCCCAAUCAGAGAAACACCGGAAGUAUUCUAGCGACAAGCAACAUUCAGGCGAUAAAGCUAAAGACCGGGAAUCUAAAGAAAGGAAGAAAGAAAAGGCACAGUCUGAUCCGGCCAAGGAAAAGAAAGACAAGAGCACGGCUGACAAACACAAAGACAGGAAGGAUAAAGAUUCCGGAGAGAAGCACCGCAAAGACAGGGUGUCCGUGGACUCCAAUCAGGACAGAAAAAGUAAGCAAAAGGGUCUGUCUGAGAAGGGAGAGAGAAAACAUCUUGGGGAAGAAAAGGUAAAGAAUAAACACAAAGAUAAGUCUGAAAAGGAUCAUUCCAAAGAUCGAAAGUCUUCAAAGGGUGAAGCGGAAAAGAGCCUUCUAGAGAAACUGGAAGAGGAAGCCCUCAAUGACUAUAAAGACGACUCCAACGAUAAAAUCAGUGAAAUCUCCUCAGACAGUUUCACGGACAGAGGGCAAGAUCCAGCGCCCGGGAGCCUGUUUGAUGCUUCUGCUCUGACAAACGCCGACGUUAUCGAGGAGAAGUUUAAAGACUCUGUACCAGUACCAUGCCUGGCUGAGAAACUCAAGGACAAGGAACGCAACAGGCAUUCUUCCUCGUCCUCUUCUAAGAAAAGCCACGAGAAAGACAAGGUACGAAAGGAGAAAUCCGAGAAGAAGGGUGAAAAACUGGACGACCUGAAAGAUUCCUACAGCAGAAGAGAAUCUCUGCAGUACGAAAAGGACGCUCCGACGCAGGACAGCGAUACGUUCAUGACCUUCACGGUGAAAACGGAGACCGUUGAAGAGGUGGACAGAAGUAUGGACUAUGUCUUCACCUCUGAGAAGGAUAAACAUGAACCUGAGCGAGAAGCUUCCAAGAAGUCUGACAGGGACAAGACUUACAGCAGUAACACCGCUGUUCCAAAGGACAAGAAGAAGAAAGACAAGCACCGGGACAAAAGCAAGGAUGAGAAACACCGGGACAAGCAGUUGGAAGCUUUCUUUAAGCAUCAUAGGGAUGAACAAAAAACACUUAACAGAGAGAAGGAGUCUCUUCAGGCUGUUCUAAAAGACAGGUCAAAAGAGGAGCAGGCGAAAUUUGGAGAAAACAAAGUAAAAGAGCGAACGAAGGAUAACCUGGACAAGGAGAAGACCGACAACUCUACGAAAAUCAGCAACGGCAAUGAAAGAACUUUGCUGGUUAAGGAGACCACCAAGAAAGACAGCAGGCCGAGGGAGAAGCUGCUUGUUGAUGGAGACCUUAUGAUGACUAGUUUCGAAAGAAUGCUGAGCCAGAAAGAUCUCGAAAUAGAAGAGAGACACAAGCGUCACAAGGAAAGGAUGAAACAAAUGGAGAAAAUGAGGCACCGAUCUGGCGACCCCAAGUUAAAGGAGAAGAUGAAAGCGUCCGACGACUUGCGCAAACGUAGUCUGGACCUGUCAAACAAAAAGCCGGCGAUCGCGGAUCCUUGCCAGAAGGAAAAGAAAUGUAAGGAGUGGGCGCCUUUGAAUACUAGCGCUUCUGAAAAUAAAACUCAAACCGUUACAGCAAAUGAUUCUAAAGAGUGGCUAAACGGACCCCAAAUAAAAGAGGUACUCCCGGCCUCUCCAAGACCUGACCAAAAUAGGCCAACCGGAGUCCCCACCCCAACAUCUGUUAUCUCCUGCCCAAGCUACGAGGAGGUCAUGCAGACCCCAAGAACACCUUCCUGCAGCACAGAGGACUACCCCGACCUCAUGUUUGACUGUUCAGAUACCCAGCACUCGUUGCCGGUGUCGGCCAUGUCUACGAAUGCAUGUUCUCCUACGUUCUUUGACAGGUAUUCCAAUACUUCUGGUGGAAUGCCUGAGCAUCCAAGCCAGACGCCAACCAGAUUGGGAUCUUCCACCCACCGGAGUCGAUCUGUUUCUGUUGAUGUGAGAAGGGCUCCUGAGGAGGAGUUCCCUGCAGGGGAAGCAAAGUUCUUCAGACAGCAGAGUGUUCCUACUUCAAAUUUCAGCUCGCCUGUCCAGCUUCUCAUAGAUGACAAAAUUCAAAUACCUCUGGUUCCUGACGAGAAAUUCUCUUGUUUGUCUCCGGUUUGUUACUCCCCGGAUUACCGACCCCCGUCUCCAAAAGUGGAGGAUAACUGCGCAUCUGCGGACAUUUCGAGCAUUGCACGUUCCCCCGAACACGUCUACUCGGCUGUGCCGGCAAAGCCUUCUCCGUCGGAACGGGAAGAUUUGUUGGAACCUUCGGAAAGCGAAGUUCCUCCUGAAAUUGACCCACCUUGUGAUUCCGCAGAAGCUCAGCAAGCCACAGAAUCUAUUCUCCCCCAGGAGCAAAGCUUUUCACCACCAGGGUCUUUUAUGCAACAGGAUCCCCCCGGCUAUUUGCAACCAGAGAACAACUUUAUGCCAAACGAAAAUAGCUUCCCGUCGGAACCUGAUUUCAUUCCUCAGGACUCUUAUAUUCCCCAAGAGCCCAGUUACAUGCCUCCUCAAACAGACUUUCUGCCCCAAGAGCCAGAGUUUAUGCCGUCGGAGCCCGCUUUCUUACCUCCAGAACCGAACUAUAUUGUGCACUCUGAACCUGGCUUUUCACACGCAGAGGCUGCGUAUUUGCCAAGGGAGCCUGGGUUUCAGGCCUCGCAUACGGAGUCCGCAUUCCUGCCUCCGGAACCCGCUUUUAUCCCGCCUCCGGCAGAGCCGAGUUUUCUCCCACCAGAAGAAGAAAACACCUUUGGUUCUACUAUUUCUGAGCAGAAUCUAGAAUGGCAGAGUCCUCCGGCCAGGAACUCUGAAUCGGUUAUAACUCCUACUCUAAUCGGCAAUGUUCCAGAACACCCAGGUGGCUGGUCGGUUGGGUCAGACAUCCUGAAAUCUCCCCAAAAAUUCCCCGACUCACCUAGGCAUUUUUGUUCAUCAGACAAUGUUAUUUCUUCAGUCUCUUUUAUACCCUCAGAGUCGCCUUAUCCAGCUUCUCCCAUGUCCUAUUCCUUGUCUGAACCAGCUCCCGAGGAAUUGAAAGAGGAGGAAGAAGAAGAAGAAGAAGAGGAGGAGGAGGAGGAAGAAGAAACUGAAGAGAAUAUGCCUCAGCCUGAUGAGCAAGGUCCGUACAUGUCUCCCACCCCGCUGGCAUCUUUUUUCAGUAGCUGUAAACCUCUACCAGUGGAACAUCAAGCUUUGCCACCUGAACCUUGCACAAUAGAUGCUGAGCCCAUAGCAGAUCCAUUGGGUUCCGUAAAAAGUAACUAUAUAGAACCCAGUGUCCUCCACCCACCGACUGAAGAACAUGAACCGUGGCCCGACCCAUUCUCUACAGCAGUGGAUGAUUUAGACCUCGGACCCUUUUCUUUGCCAGACCUUCCUCUUAAGGAGGAAGCAGAUGGCGACGUUGGAGAUCAGCAAAAUCUAACGGCGGAAGCGUGUCUUCCCCCUGUUCCCGACAACGGCGUGGAGCGGUGCAAGGAUAUUCCUGAGGAAAACGAUAAACCGGAACUGACAAGUCCUAAAGAACCUGACCGCUCGGAAGAGGCUAGACAGGAACCGCAAGUUCUAGAGCCAACGGAUUACCACGCUGAAACUGUUCCGGACAGCGAGACUAUAUCGAAAAAUAUUUCAAAGACAGAAUUUGAAGAUGAAGCUGCAAGCUUUCAGCCGCUAUUUCCAAAGCCUGCUUCUCCAGAACCUGACGGAACAGAAGAAGCCGAGGCUGGCCUUACUACCGCUAGUAGUACUACUCCAACGACUACUCCUACUCCCGUUACUACAACAGAGACAACAUCUCCAGAAUCCGUGUCAGAACCUGAAACUGCCGAUGUAAAGGUGACCCCAGAGAGCGCUUCGUUAGAAAAUGUUGAUGGUCAUUCCACCGUGCAAGCAGAGAAUGCGCAAGUCAACCUUACAACAGAAGCCCCGGAGCAAACGCCAAAAGUAACGGUUGAUGUUCCAAAACCACCAAAAGUUGAGGAGAUACCCCUCCGAAUGACGCGUAACCGGGCCCAAAUGCUCGCAAAUCAAAACAAGCAAAAUCCGUCUCUGGCCGAGAAGGAGCCACCCGCUGUUACCACGCCGUCAACCCGCGGAAAGGGUAAAGUCACAGAGGAUGAAGAUUCUCAAACCCAACACCCGCGCAAGAGAAAGCUGCAGAAACCCAACCAACUCCAACAGCAGAUAAUCAGCAACUCCAAUCAGCAGACGCGGGAAAUGAUCCAGCAGACUCUGGCGGCUAUAGUCGACGCCAUAAAGCUGGACGACAUCGAGCCGUAUCACAGCGAUCGAUCAAACCCGUAUUUCGAGUACUUGCAGAUCAGGAAAAAGAUUGAAGAAAAGCGAAAGAUUCUGUGUUACAUCACGCCCCAAGCCCCUCAGUGUUACGCCGAGUACGUCACCUACACCGGCUCGUAUCUGCUGGACGGGAAACCCCUCAGCAAACUUCACAUUCCAGUGAUUGCACCACCUCCAUCGUUGUCCGAGCCGCUGAAGGAGCUCUUCCGGCAGCAGGAAGCCGUACGGGGAAAGCUUCGCCUGCAGCACAGCAUUGAGCGGGAGAAGCUCAUAGUGUCGUGCGAGCAGGAAAAUCUACGUGUUCACUGCAGAGCCGCAAGAACCAUCGCUAAUCAGGCCGUGCCUUUCAGCGCCUGCACAAUGCUGCUGGACUCGGAGGUCUACAACAUGCCUCUGGAAAAUCAGGGAGACGAGAAUAAAUCCGUCAGAGAUCGGUUCAAUGCUCGGCAGUUCCUAUCGUGGCUGCAAGAUGUGGAUGACAAAUACGACAGAAUGAAGACGUGCGUCUUAAUGCGGCAGCAGCAUGAAGCGGCAGCCUUGAACGCGGUGCAACGGAUGGAGUGGCAGCUAAAGAUGCAGGAGUUGGAUCCAAGCAGCCAUAAGUCCCUGUGUGUGAACGAGGUGCCCUCUUUCUACGUGCCAAUGGUGGACGUGAACGAUGACUUUGUGCUCUUGCCGGCGUGAUGAGGCCGACGCCUGGGCCUGGAUUUCUGCUUUUCCCGUCUUGCCGCUGGCGAGGGCCGGCCCCGUUUGGCUGAGAAGAGCUCCGUCUUCACCCGCAUCUUAAUCGCUUGCUGAUGAAUCCGCUGCUUAAGAGGAGGAAGCAUUUUGAUUUCACGAGAAUGGUAACCAUACGGAAUUGCACUUUCUUCAUAGCUACAUCCACAAACCCCUCCCGCGAACGGGCCCGGAAACGCCGCCACCGCGGGCAGGGCGAGCACGCACAGAUAGCUACGCACAGAGGGAGGAAAAACAAAAACACGGGAUCAAUGACAUGCAACACGCGUGUGUGUGUAUAGGUGUAUACAUGUAACUGCACCGGAAGCGGGCGCCAGUCCUCUGGACGCUUGCAGAAGACAAUGCAGAGAAUUAUUUUUAUUUUGGGGGCUGGGGUGGUAUAUUUCCUCAUUUUAUUUUUUUAUUUUUUUUUUCCUCGUCAUGGUUUUCUUCCGCCGAUACAGGGAUCUGUGACCUAAGAACUUCUCCCAUUAGACUUUAUUUUAUUUAUUUUUUAAUUUUUCCAGUCGCGUUCAAAGUCCAGCGCGGGAUAUAAUUGCCUUUAGACGCUGACCACCUCAGGGGUCAGCCUUUUUAAAUCACGAGGCCUCACAGAUUUCGGCAAAUCAUCAGUAUCUGGUCUUUUUUUAUUUUAUUUUUUUGUUUUAGUUUCUUUUUUUUCCUCCCCCUCCGCAGUCACACAUUCUGCAUGUGGUUCGUGUUCCGGAUUCUCUUUCAUCCUUCAGUCCAGGGAAGCAGAACAACCACACUUUACUAUCUCCUGUUCAUUUUCUCCCUUUUUAAUCUUGGGCAUUUUCUUUCUCUUUUCAGAGAACAUAACUUGAAACACUACAGAGCCAAUACUCAUGUAAAAAAAAGACAAAAAAAAAAGAAA